AUGACUUCCAAAUCCACCGUGAGAAGCCAAAGCAGCAGCUGCCGUGUCUUCAGUGCCGGCUCAGCCAGAGUCCCUGGGGUCGGCCGCUCUGGCUUCAGCAGCAUGCCGGUGUCCCGCUCCAGGGGCAGUGGUGGCCUCACUGGAGUGGGUGCAGGAGCUAGCUUUGGCAGCUGCAGCCUCUAUGGCGUGGGGGGCUCCAAGAGGAUCUCCCUCAGUGCGGGCAGCUGUGCCCUCGGUGGCGGAGAUGGCGGCAGAGCUGGAGGCGGUCUCGGCUUUGGAGGUGGAGCCGGGAGUGGAUUUGGUUUCGGUGGUGGAGCUGGUGGUGGCUUUGGGCUCGGUGGUGGAGCUGACUUUGCUGGUAGCUAUAGGGGCUCUGGCUUCCUCGUCUGCCCCCCUGGAGGCAUCCAAGAGGUCACCAUCAACCAGAGUCUCCUUACUCCCCUCAACCUGCAAAUCGACCCCACCAUCCAGCGAGUCAAGACUGAGGAGCGGGAGCAGAUCAAGACCCUCAACAACAGGUUCGCCUCCUCCAUCGACAAGAUGUGGUUCCUGGAGCAGCAGGACAAGGGCCUGGAUACCAAGUGGACCCUCCUUCAGCAGCAGGGAUCCAAGCCCGUGAGGCUGACCCUGGUGCCUACGUUUGAGCAGUACAUCAACAACCUCAGAGGGUGGAAGGAAUCUCUCCUCUUCUUUAGUGGCUUCCCGGAUUCAGAACUCAGACACAUGCAGGAUCUGGUGGAGGACUUCAAGAACAAGUAUGAGGAUGAAGUUAACAAGCGCACGGCUGCUGAGAAUGAGUUUGCGGCUCUGAAGAAAGACGUGGAUGCCCCCUACAUGAACAAGGUGGACCUGGAGGCCAAGGUCAGCUCUCUGACCAAAGAGACCAAUUUCCUCCGGGUGCUCUUUGAGGCAGAACUGUCCCAGAUGCAGACCCGGGUCAGCCACACAUCGGUGAUCCUGUCCAUGGACAACAACUGCAGCCUGGACCUGGACGGCAUCAUCGCCGAGGUCAAAGCCCAGUAUGAGGACAUCGCCAACCGCAGCCGGGCUGAUGCUGUGUCCUGGUACCAGACCAACUACGAGGAGCUGCAGGUCACGGCAGGCCGGCCCGGAGAUGAUCUCCGCAACACCAAACAAGAGAUCUCUGAGACGGACCGGAUGAUCCAGAGGCUGAGAGCCGAGAUCGACAACAUCAAGAUGCAAUGUGCCAGCCUGCAAACAGCCAUCGCCGACGCGGAACAGCACGGAGAACUGGCCCUCAAGGAUGCACGGGCCAAGCUGGUGGACCUGGAGGAGGCCCUUCAGAAGGCCAAGCAGGACAUGGCACAGCUGCUGCGUGAGUAGGAGCUCAUGAACAUCAAGCUGGCCCUGGACAUGGAGAUUGCCACUUACAGGAAGCUGCCAGAGGGCGAGGAGUGCAAACUGAGUGGAGAGGGUGUUUCUCCAGUUAAUGUCUGUGAGUAUGACAUCCUCUUAUAUGAAGAGGAGCUCUCCCUGCAGCCCUCUGCUGAGAAUGAGUUUGUUGCCUUGAAGCAGGAUAUGGACACAGCCUUCCUGAUAAAGGCUGACCUGGAGACCAAUGUGGAGGUUCUGGUCCAGGAGAUUGACUUCCUGAAAAGCUUAUAUGAGGAGGAGAUCAGCCUGCUGCAGUCUCAGGUCUCAGAGACCUCCAUCAUUGUGAAGAUGGACAAAAGCCAGGAGCUGCAGGCGGACGGCAUCGUUUCCCAGAUGGAGGCCCAGUACGACAAAAUCGCCAGCAGCAGCAAAGCCCAAGCAGAGGCCUGGUACCAGAGCCGGUAUGAGGAGCUGCGGCUGACAGCCGGGACCCACUGUGACAACCUCCACAACUGCAAGAACGAGAUUCUGGAAAUAAACAAGCUGAUCCAGUGGUUGCAGCAAGACAUUGAGAAUGUCAAAGCCCAGAGCUGCAAAUUGGAGGGUGCCAUAGCCGAGGCAGAGCAGCAGGGGGAGGCGGCCCUCAACGACGCCAAGUGCAAGUUGGCCGGGCUGGAGGAGGCCCUGCAGAAGGCCAAGCGGGACAUGGCCUGCCUGCUCAAGGAGUUCCAGGAGGUGAUGAGCUCCAAGCUGGGCCUGGACAUCGAGAUCGCCACCUACAGGCGCCUGCUGGAGGGCGAGGAGCACGGCCUGCAUGAAGGUGUUGGGCCCGUGAAUAUCUCUGUGAGCAGCUCCAAAGACAUCCUCUACGAGCCAAGUGUGGUCAGCACACCCAUGUACUGUCCAGGGGACACCAGUGUCCUCAAGAGGAGCGGGGGCCACAGCAUCAUGGGUACCAGUGAAAUCUACAUCCCCUGUGAGCCCCAGGGGCUACUGGGCUGUGGAAGCAGGCAGAACUUCAGCAUGAAGCUAGGGGCUGGAGGUGGCUCCUCCUGCCACAAGUGUUAG
Messenger RNA from Lipotes vexillifer (Yangtze River dolphin), 2403 nucleotides. RefSeq names its product keratin, type II cytoskeletal 6C. The record is from RefSeq and is a predicted model, not a curated record. Gene Ontology annotation, cellular component: keratin filament. NCBI's taxonomy places the organism in Eukaryota, Metazoa, Chordata, Mammalia, Artiodactyla, Lipotidae. Gene Ontology annotation, biological process: intermediate filament organization; keratinization. Gene Ontology annotation, molecular function: structural constituent of skin epidermis.